AUGCCCAAGCGGAAAGUCGGGAGGUCGGGGGCUGAAGCCACACUAGGGCAAGGGGAGUGUUCGAGACCCUGGCAGGGCACUCUGCCUCCCCCUAUGCCUAAAACAGUAGGCUGGCCUUGUGUUGACCCUCCUCCCCCCCCCAUUCUGGGGUUGGAGGAGGUGGGCGACGAGGUCGACGUGGAGACGGUCUUCUCUGACUACGAUGACCUGUCUUGUGGGCAAAGUGGGGGCGGUGCAGAAGAUGGAAGCUCUUCGACCCCACAUUUCAAUGAGGUUAUUGGCAGGGCAGCCAGGGCUCUGGGUGUGGCCCCCCCUGACGACCUUAUGGCGCCCACCUCUCGGUUUGAGGAGGUCGGGGAGGUCCGCCCCGUACCGGUACGGGUGCCCCUCCUACCGGACUUCGAGGAACUGGUGUGCGGUCAGUUUGCUUCACCAGCAGCCUCGCAUAGGUGGUCCUCGUCAUGUCGCAGGUUUUCGGACAUGACUGACAGGGAGCGUGUCGCCUGCGGGCCGCUCCCUCAGAUAGACCCGGCUCUCUCUCCUCUCAUUUCUCCCUCCGGCUCCUUUCUUGGCAAAACCUCCUGUCCCAGUAGGAAUUGUAGACUCAUGGAUGACCUGCUGGGCAAGCUGCACAGAGCUAUGGCUACCCAGACCCGUCUGUCGAAUACAGGGGCUAUCAUGUCCCUCUACCUUCGUGACCUGUCCAAGAAAGUGCAGGAGGGUCCCGGGGGUUCCGAUGUUGCGGACGCCACUUAUGGCUGUCCCAGUCUCAGCUCCAGCAAAGGGAUCGGGACUGUUUGGUCAGGUUGCCAGUGGAACCUUCGGCCAUGUUUGGUUCGAAUGCGGCUCAGCUACUGCAGCAGGCACGGGAGAAUCGCUGCACCGCACAAGAGGUGUCAGGCUUCUCCAGGCGCCCCAGGGGCUCCAGGCGGGCUAGAACAGCCGUCCGUCCUCUCGAGGCCCCGACAUGGGGUACAGGGGACCUCAGGCCCCAGCUGGAGGCUUUUCGUCGGCGUGACUCCCGCCAUCGGGGGAGGAGGGGGGGCUCGGCUCAGGGGUCCUCCAAGCGCCCGCCCCCCUCCUGACUAUCCCAAGACCCCGGCCUGCCAGCUGCCCCUGUCGACGGUCCGCUACAGGGACGCUUGGGCGGCUUUGGGGGCGGAUCCAUGGGUGGUUUCCACCAUGACCCAUGGCUACCGCUUGCAAUUUUCAUGCAGACCCCCUUUGGCGAGGUUGGCCACCUUCACUACUGUGACCAACCAUCAACAUGCAGAGGUGAUGCGGGGGGAGUUGUCCUCCCUCCUGGAAAAACACGCCAUAAGGGAGGUGAAGUGCGGGGACCACCGGGCUGGGUUUUUCUCCCGCUACUUCCUGGUCCCCAAGCGGGAUGGGGGACUUCGCCCGAUUCUGGACCUCAGGGUGCUCAACAAACAUCUGCGGCCCCUGAGGUGCAGGAUGUUGACGAUCCCCAGGGUGCGGCAGGCCGUUACCAUGGGGGACUGGUUUGCCACUGUGGACCUCAAAGAUGCGUACUUCCAGAUACCCAUCUGGCCGGGGCACUGGCGGUUUCUGAGGUUCGGCUUCGAGGGCAGACGGUACGAGUUUCAGGUCCUGCCUUUCGGCAUAUCCCUGGCUCCCCGGACGUUUACCCGAUGCAUGGAUGCGGUCCUCGCGCCCCUGAGGCUGCAGGGGCUCCGCAUCCUCAAUUACCUCGACGAUUGGCUGGUCUGUGCGGCCUCGGAGGAGCUCUGCCACCACCAUGUGGCCCUGCUCCUGGAGCACAUUCAGGCCCUGGGUCUGCGCCUGAAUUACAGAAAGAGCAAGCUCCAGCCUUCUCAGGUGACGACCUUCCUGGGUACGGUUCUGGACUCCAGGAGGGCGGUUAUCACGCUGACCCAGGAGAGGCAGCAGGCCUUCUCGGCCUGCCUCGGCCACUUUCAGCUGCGCUCUCGGGUCAGCUGGGGACUCUGCCUCCGUCUCAUGGGCCUGAUGGCAGCCAUGGUGCAGGUGGUCCCUCUUGCCCUCCUGUAUAUGCGACCCGUCCAGCGCUGCCUGCUGGGCCUGGGCCUGUGCCCUCAGAUGUCCCGCCGGAUCACGGUUGUGGUUUCUCGGAGGCUCCACAGGGCCCUCUCCUGGUGGAGGGAUCCGGCCAAUCUGGCAAACGGGAGUGCUCUGGGACCGGUGGUGUAUCGCCAACUGGUAUUCACAGACGCAUCCCAAAUAGGCUGGGGCGCUGUCCACGAAGGCUGCGGGGUCAACAACCGCUGGAGCGGUCGCUGGAUGUCCCAGCACAUAAACGUCCUGGAGCUGAAGGCUGUCCUCUUGGCACUCAGAGAGUUCCUGCCAAGACUGAGGGGUCACCAUGUCAUUGUCAGGACCGACAGCACAGUAGCAGCGGCCUACAUCAACAGACAGGGGGGUCUGGGCUCCCCUGUCCUAUGCAAGCUGGCAACCACGCUGUGGCAGUGGGCUCACCCCCUCUUCUGUUCGCUCAGGGCUGUGCACGUGCCGGGACCGUUGAACACAGCAGCGGACCUCAUGUCGAGAGGAGGGCCGACACCGGGGGAGUGGAGACUCCAUCCUCAGGUGGUCGAGGAAAUCUGGCGUCGUUUCGGCAGGGCGGACGUCGACCUGUUUGCCUCCAGGGAGUCGACGCAUUGUCGCCUGUUCUUUUCCCUGAAGAACGACAAUCCUCCCUUGGGGUGGGAUGCGCUGGCGCACCCGUGGCCUCGGGGCCUCCUCUACGCCUUCCCUCCGUUCACUCUCCUCCAGCCUCUCCUUUACAGGAUUCGGGCGGAGGGGGCGAGGGUGAUUCUGGUGGCUCCUCUUUGGCCCCACAUGCUGUGGUUCUCUGCAAUCCCACAUCUCCUGGACGGCACGCCAUGGGUUCUCCCGCUUCGGCGAGACCUGCUGUCCCAGGCGAGCGGAGCCCUGUUCCACCCCUUCCCAGCGGGGCUCAGACUGGUGGCCUGGCCCCUGAGAGGGACGGGCUCCUGGCUUUAG
Molecule: messenger RNA, 3003 nt
Organism: Cololabis saira (Pacific saury)
Lineage: Eukaryota; Metazoa; Chordata; Actinopteri; Beloniformes; Belonidae
Exons: 2
Coding region: 1-3003 (1000 amino acids)
Molecular function (GO): nucleic acid binding
Source: RefSeq, a predicted model, not a curated record